Molecule: messenger RNA, 936 nt
Organism: Trichosurus vulpecula (common brushtail)
Lineage: Eukaryota; Metazoa; Chordata; Mammalia; Diprotodontia; Phalangeridae
Product: olfactory receptor 2D2-like
Exons: 1
Coding region: 1-936 (311 amino acids)
Biological process (GO): G protein-coupled receptor signaling pathway
Cellular component (GO): membrane
Molecular function (GO): olfactory receptor activity; G protein-coupled receptor activity
Source: RefSeq, a predicted model, not a curated record
AUGGGUCAGACCAACCAGACCUGGGUGACAGAAUUCUUAUUCCUGGGACUUUCUGAUGACCCUCAAACUCAGCUUCUACUCUUCAUAUUAUUCCUGGUCAUCUACUUGAUUACUGCACUUGGAAACUUGCUUCUCAUCAUUCUGGUUCUGGCUGACUCAAAGCUCCAAAUGCCCAUGUACUUUUUUCUGUGCAACUUAUCUGUAGCUGACCUCUGCUUCUCUACUAGCAUUGUUCCCCAAGCCCUAGUCCAUAUGCUGACCAGGAGAAAGUUAAUCUCUUUCAUUGGUUGUGCAGCUCAGCUUUUCCUAUUCCUUGUUUUCGGAUGUGCAGGAUGUGCACUGUUAUCUGUGAUGUCCUAUGACCGGUACUUGGCAAUCUGUGACCCCAUGCACUACCCUCUCAUCAUGACAAGAAAGGUGUGUAUCAAGUUGGCUUUGGGGUGCUGGGUAAGUGGUGUGCUAGUGUCAAUAGUGGACACGACAUUUACACUACAAGUCCCCUAUCGAGGAGACAAUAAGAUCCCUCAUUUCUUUUGUGAGGCCCCAGCCCUCCUGGCUCUGGGAUCUGCCAACACCCACAGAGCAGAGACAGUCAUUUUCUUAAUGGGUGUGGUGAUUCUUCUUGCACCAGUAUCCCUGAUCCUGGUCUCCUAUGGCUCUAUCAUAGUAACUGUGGUCAGGAUGAAGACAACCUCAGGGAGACUCAGGGCAUUCUCCACUUGUGGAUCUCAUCUCAUUGCAGUCACCAUUUUUUAUGUAUCAGCAAUCAUGACCUAUAUGACACCUAAGUCCUCUAAGGAGCAAGGGAAGCUUGUAUCUAUUUUCUAUGCUGUGAUAGCUCCCAUGUUUAAUCCCCUCAUCUACAGCCUGAGGAACAAGGAAGUGAAGAGGGCAUUCAGGUACACCAUCAUCAAAAGACAACCUUGUAAACUUUGA